GCGGCAGCGGCCUCGGGGAAGACAGAUGGGGUGAGAGACAGCGCGGGUCCGGCUGUCAGCGGCCGAGCCCCGCCGCGGAGGGAGCCCCUCCUCCCGCCGUGCGCUCCCGGCCGGGGCAACCAUGGCGUCCAGCGAGGAGGACGGAGGUGGUAACGGCGCGGUGGAGGAGAAGGGCAAGAAACGGAAGCUGGGCGCCCUGGCCACAGCCUGGCUCAUCUUCUACAACGUCGCCAUGACCGCGGGGUGGCUGGUAUUAGGUAUUGCCAUGGUGCGGUUUUAUAUACAGAAAGGAACACAUAGAGGCUUAUUCAGAAGCGUUCAAAAGACGCUUAAAUUUUUCCAGACAUUUGCUUUGCUUGAGGUAGUCCACUGUGCAGUUGGAAUAGUUCGCACAUCUGUGCUUGUGACUGGGGUCCAAGUGAGUUCAAGAAUCUUCAUGGUGUGGUUCAUUGCACAUAGUAUAAAACAGAUCCAGAAUGAGGAGAGCGUUAUUCUUUUUCUGGUGGUAUGGACUGUGACAGAGAUUACUCGAUAUUCCUUCUACACAUUCAACCUGCUCAACCAUUUGCCAUACUUCAUUAAAUGGGCCAGAUACAACUUUUUUAUCAUUUUGUAUCCUGCUGGAGUUGCAGGUGAACUGCUAACCAUAUAUGCUGCUUUACCCUAUGUGAAGAAAACAGGAAUGUUUUCACUGAGACUUCCCAACAAAUAUAAUGUCUCCUUCGACUACUAUUACUUCCUUAUUAUUGUCAUGUUCUCCUAUGUGCCAUUAUUUCCACAACUCUACUUCCACAUGCUGCGGCAGAGAAGAAGGGUGCUUCAUGGAGAAGUGAUUGUGGAAAAGGACGAUUGAAUCAAGAUGUGUAACUAUGGUGCUUUUAGUGGAAAACAAAAAAGAGGGUAAAACCUCAAUAUUUCCUGUGCUUUUUCUGAGUCCAAGUUUUAAAACAUGGAACAAGAAUAAACAACUGUGCAUAAAAUA
This is a messenger RNA of Manacus vitellinus (golden-collared manakin), 982 nucleotides long. RefSeq names its product 3-hydroxyacyl-CoA dehydratase 1 (gene HACD1). Gene Ontology annotation, molecular function: 3-hydroxyacyl-CoA dehydratase activity; phosphatase activity. Bases 122 to 853 code for a protein of 243 amino acids. Gene Ontology annotation, cellular component: endoplasmic reticulum membrane. The record is from RefSeq and is a predicted model, not a curated record. Gene Ontology annotation, biological process: dephosphorylation; very long-chain fatty acid biosynthetic process; fatty acid elongation. Lineage: Eukaryota; Metazoa; Chordata; Aves; Passeriformes; Pipridae. The transcript is spliced from 7 exons.